Molecule: messenger RNA, 1962 nt
Organism: Symbiodinium sp. CCMP2592
Lineage: Eukaryota; Dinophyceae; Suessiales; Symbiodiniaceae
Source: the annotation of a GenBank genome assembly
AUGGCACUCGUUCUUGCCUUCUCUACCUUGUGCCUGGCAGCAGGCGUGACACCUCAUGUGCCCCAUGUGCUCUUCAUCGUAGCAGACGACUACGGUUGGGGCAACUUGGGCGUACAUCGCCGGGAUGCUGGAGAUUCCCUGGAAGAGCUCCAGGGAAAGUUGGAGGUUCACACGCCCAACCUCGAUAGGCUCAUCGAUGACGGAAUCUUGUUGGACCGCCAUUACGCCUUCCAUGUGUGCUCCCCCAGCCGUUCCUCCUUGCAGACGGGCCGCCUUCCAGUGCAUGUGAACAAGGACAUGAGCGACAUGGACCUGCAGCUAGUGAAUCCGAAGGACCCAGUGAGCGGCUAUGCAGGGAUCCCACGGAACAUGACGUGCAUGGCGGAGAAGUUGCUCGCGGCUGGGUACCGCACCCACAUGGUCGGGAAGUGGGACGUCGGCAUUGCGACGCCACAGCACUCACCAAAAGGGCGCGGAUAUGAGACUUGGUAUGGCUUCUACGGUCAUUCCAACGAGUAUUGGCACGCGACAGCCACGAUGACUUCAGCGUUCGGGGCUGUUGACGUAUGCUUGAACCAAAUGAGAGACUUGUCCAUGCACAAUUCGAGCUACUGCGGUCCUGCUCUCGACGAUGUCUCCUUGUCAGCUGUGUGCGAAAGCGAUGAUGACAAGGAGUCGGAGCCGUCAUGUUACGAGGAGCAUCGCUUCAAAGAGAGGGUUCUGGAGAUCAUCCAGUUCCAUGACACAGAGAAGCCCUUGUUCCUGUUGUAUGCGUUCCAUUUGCUUCACACUCCUCUGCAAGUGCCGCGGGUGUGGCUUCGACGAAUCGAUGAGCUUGUUAGAUUGGCAGGUGGCCAUCCGAUUGAUUCCCAAAAUCGACGGCUGUAUGCUGCCAUGACUCUUUACAUGGACGCCGCAAUAGGCGAAGCAGUUGAAGCCUUGAGGAAAAGGGAUAUGUAUGACAACACGUUGAUCAUCUUUGUUUCCGACAACGGCGGUGCAAUCUAUGAGCCUGGUGGUGCCUCAAACCAUCCUCUGCGAGGAGGAAAAGUAUCCCUGUUUGAAGGAGGCAUCCGAACGAAUGCCUUUGUCUCAGGCGGCUUCGUACCAGAGUCUCGACGCGGCACGAAGUUCGAAGGCGUCAUCAGCAUCGCGGACUGGUACGGGACGCUUGCAGAGCUUGCCGGCGUGGACAUCGAGGAUCAAAAAGCCGAGGCGGCCAACACUUGGCUACGGGAAAAGGGCCUCCCCACGCUGUUUCCGGUAGACAGUGUGCCACAGUGGCAAAACAUCCUCCAGAACCGCAACGGCAGAGCCGAUCCUCUGCAUCUUUCCUCACAAGCCCUGCUGAUGUGGCCAUACAAACUCCUCACGGACAAAACCACUUAUGGUGUCUGGACGGGGCCCGUCUAUCCGAACUGCUCCACUUUGCAAAGCGUUCGAAGACAUCAGGGGCCAAUGCCCCCAACUACUCUUGAAGAAGGAGUUCCUAUAUUCUUGCCCGAGCUCUCCGACGAAAGCAAGCACUUGGAAACCUGGCAGUUCGAUUGCGGUGAGGGUUGCCUUUUCAAUGUGAGGGAUGAUCCGAAUGAGCACGUGGAUCUGGCUAGAGACCCUGACUACAAAUCCAUCUUUCGAAACAUGCGUGAGACGCUGCAGCUCCAGAACAAGGACAUCUUUGAUCCCGAGCGUGGAGCGCCGACCGUGGAAGCUUGUAUCGUGGCUAUCGAGCAUGGGCGGACCCUGGGCCCCUUCUUAGAGCUCGGGGAGUUCUAUAGCCCGAAGCCAUCGAGGAGCCCAGAUCAGCAAGCUGAAGAUGCGGUGCUGAGCUCUACACUGCGCAUCAUGAACAUGGACAAGAACAAGCUACGGUUUGUCGAUGAGCUGAUGGAGGAGGCGAAGCAUGCUCCGCAUGAGUAUGACAAGUGCCUGGUGCCGAUGUUUCAAGAUGUAGAGCAGUGA